AUGGUCGUGUUGAAAUCAAUAGCAGCAACCGGGCUGUUCCUAGGCUACGCUACAGCCACACCUCUCUUGAAGCGCGACUAUCCUCCCGUGGGCGAAUGCACAGGACAAUGUGAAGGAAGACUCCACGAUCCAGCAGUAAUCUACCGCGAAGACACAUCAACCUACUACCGCUUCGCCACCAACGAUGGCAUCAACAUCGCAACAGCUCCAAGCAUAUCCGGUCCCUGGGAAUUUCAAGGUGCAGCCUUACCUGGCGGAUCCUCAAUCGACCUACCUGGAAACCGAGACCUCUGGGCACCAGAUGUUUUCAACUUCGGAGGAACAUACUAUCUCUACUACUCCGUAUCCGAAAUCGGAAGUAUGAAUUCUGAUAUUGGCGUCGCUACAUCUCAAACAUUGGACGCAGGCGACUGGACUGAUCGAGGAAGUAUUGGAAUUCCUGCAUCUGCAAGCUACAAUCGUAUCGACGCAAACCUCUAUGCUUAUGACUCCAAUCGACUCGUGCUCAAUUUUGGUUCCUUUUGGGAGAAUAUUUUCCAACUACCGAUUCAGAAUCCUCCAUUGCGAGUCGAAGCCGCGGGACCUCUUCAGCAUCUUGCCAGAAAUACGACUACCCGCCCGCAAGGCCUCGCAACUGGAGCUCAAGAGGGAGCAUACAUGUUCUUUUGGCAAGGCUGGCAUUAUCUUUUCUUCUCCGCUGGUAAUUGUUGCGAUGCGGCUGGUAGCCUUCCACCUGCGGGAGAGGAGUACCAUAUCUUGGUCUGUCGAUCAAGAGACCAAUCCGGAGGCUUUGUAGACCAAGACGGCAGAGAUUGCUUGACUCAAAGUGGUGGUACCUUGGUGUUGGGAAGUCAUGGUGAUGUCUAUGCUCCAGGUGGUCAGGGAGUGAUGUGGGACGCAAGAGUCGGAAGCGUGGUAAUGUACUACCACUAUGUGCGACCGAGUGUGUCGUACGACUACGAUAAUUUCUUCUUUGGCUGGAGCAAACUGGACUUUAGUAAUGGGUGGCCAGUCGUGGUGGCGUAG
Cercospora beticola is the source of this 1026-nucleotide messenger RNA. RefSeq lists its product as uncharacterized. Gene Ontology annotation, biological process: carbohydrate metabolic process. Lineage: Eukaryota; Fungi; Ascomycota; Dothideomycetes; Mycosphaerellales; Mycosphaerellaceae. The record is from RefSeq and is a predicted model, not a curated record. Gene Ontology annotation, molecular function: arabinan endo-1,5-alpha-L-arabinosidase activity.